This is a messenger RNA of Knipowitschia caucasica, 474 nucleotides long. The record is from the annotation of a GenBank genome assembly. Lineage: Eukaryota; Metazoa; Chordata; Actinopteri; Gobiiformes; Gobiidae.
AUGCAGUCUGCCAGUGUGGGAGGGGCGGGGGAGACGGGGGAGGGGCGGGGGAGACAGGCCACGGUGUCAGCGGUGAUGAAAGCUAUCUGUCAGGCGGGGUGGGGACCCGGGCUGCCUCCGCUGCCACUCACAGGGUUCCUGGGGGAGCCCGACUUUAACCCUGAUGCCCCGAACAGCGCCUGGUUCUGUGGAGAGAGGCCACAGAUUGUCAAGACUUCAGCUCUGUCAGCUCCACUCCCCGGCCUCCGCGGACCCGGAUCUCAGACACCAUUGAGGAUCUGUCGAGGCUUUGUGUCGCGAGUUUCCCGGGCGGCGAUGGAGGACGUGGUGUUUUUCCUAACGGCGUCUCUCUCAGAAGAACGACUCUCCAGUGUCCCGCAGUCAGAGCUGAACUUGGAGACUCUUCUACAAAGACCAGACCGGGCCCGGCACCACACUGAGGGAUCCACGGAGAGGGUUCUGCCCUCCGUCUGA